AUGUCAACUGAAUUCAAAUAGCAAUCUCAAAAGAGAUGUAUAUCAAUUCCUCUUCUGCCUAAAAUAAUUGGAUCAAGUGGCUAUGUGCUAUCACAGACUGAGGUGUCAGAGUAACUUGACAGUUUCCCUACUGAGGAUGAAAACCUCGUAAAUAUGAGUGUGCCUGAUGAGUAUUUAGAAGAACCUCAGGAUGAAGACUAGCUAGAUGAAGAGGGGUAGAAGAGAAAUUUCACUGGCAAUGAUAACAGUAAAAUACUGUCCAAUCUUAUUAAUGGAAACCUUAAUGUAGAGUAAUACAUUAGAGAUAAGCAGCGAAGACUAUAAGAACAAUAUUAGGCAAAUGAGAUCAUUUAUGAGGAAGAGGAUCAACCAGAUGGGUUCUCAACCCAGAAUUCAGCUCUGAGUCGGAAACCAGCAACUCUAAGUAAUUAAGACAUAUCUCAAUUUCUUCUACAAACUUUUGAUAAGGAGACUCUUAAGGAAAUAUAAAAUGGCAGUAUCGAUCCAAAUUAUACUUCAUAGAUUUAGCACGAUAUCUAAAAGCUAAGAGAUACCAUAUUUAAACUAGAGGGGAUAAUCUAAAGUAAGUAAUCUCUACUGCAGCAUAUGAAUGGGCCACAGCUGUAAACUGAUAAAUCCAAGUCUAACAUAGCAAUACCUACAAGUGAGUCAGUUAACUCUAGCUCUGCUAGCUGUAAGCGUAAAAGCAACAUUUCUUAUGCGUCUACUUAAAGCUGUCGUUCAAGAACAAUAAAAAAUAGCUUUAGCAGUAGCAGCUUCUAGAACUAGAGUAAUAACACCAAGUCACAAUAAAAAUUAUAAACACCCCACCAAUCUAAUAAGGUUGAUGGUGAUCCAGCACUAAAGUUGACUACAGUACAGUCUAUGAUGGCCUCCUUUACUAAGCUUAUGAAAAGUCAAAUAAAUAAUGAAGUUAAGAUUUAAAUGAGGCCAACUAACAGAAAAAUGUUCAAGUCUGUAGCUGAUGCAGCUUAGCUAAUUAGAUAAGGAGAUUAAGAUAAAAAUUCAAUGCAUUCUAAUAACGGCAUAUCACCAAAAAGAUCAUUAAAAAGUUUAAAUAGUGCAGGCAAAAGUGGUUCUAAAAUUAGUAAGGGAAAAAUUAAUCAUAAAAGACAAAUCGAAUAAAUGAACGGGGACAAAGAAAACAAUAUCCCUAGAAAGGCACUUGCCUAAAAUAAAUCUGGUAGCCAGAGGAAUACACAAAUAGUACCUAAAUCAAUCAGUCACGGAUCCAAACCUAUAAAAAUAGUCGAAAAACUCUUCUGA
Molecule: messenger RNA, 1287 nt
Organism: Stylonychia lemnae
Lineage: Eukaryota; Ciliophora; Spirotrichea; Sporadotrichida; Oxytrichidae
Source: the annotation of a GenBank genome assembly